This is a messenger RNA of Chlamydomonas reinhardtii, 10897 nucleotides long. RefSeq lists its product as uncharacterized. The record is from RefSeq and is a predicted model, not a curated record. The coding region runs from base 221 to 10273 and encodes 3350 amino acids. Lineage: Eukaryota; Viridiplantae; Chlorophyta; Chlorophyceae; Chlamydomonadales; Chlamydomonadaceae. The transcript has 5 exons.
CUAUACUAGCUUCAGACAAUUACCUUACCUCAAGUGCCGAAGUUUCCAACUGCCCUCCACCUCCUGCUGUUCUCAAGAACUGUUCAAACCUCACAUUCUCGAUUACGUCUUUCAAUAAUGUUCGGCAACGUUUUGUUAGAGUGCGAUACAACCAUAAGGACGUCGAUACUAGUGCGCUGCUGAAUGAACGAACUGAGUCGGAACUCAACUCUGGGGAGCGAUGCCUCUGCGCGAGGGAAAGCCACCUGAUAGAAACAGGAGAGCACCGCUAAACGUUCUUGUAAUCGGUGGUGGGCCUGCGGGUCUCGCGGUGGCAGCGCGACUCGCAGAAGAAAAUUGCAUCGUUUUAGAGGCCUCGCCCCAGCUCGCGGGCUGGGCUGCCUGCCUAGAGCCCAGCACAAGCCUUGAUGGUCAAGCAAAGGAGUCCCUGGUCUUCGGUAACAGUGCUUCUGACUCACGAGCACACGGCCUUACGGCAGGAGAUGUGGUGCGGAGCUUUGCAGACUUCGCGAACCGCCACGGCAUUGCUGAUCGAGCGUGCACCGGCUGUCGGGUGACCCGGCUAGAACUUGUUGCACCGGAAGACGGGUGCCGGGUUGACGGAAACAGCAGGGCCCGGGGUCGCAAGGACGGUGACACACCUUCCACUACUGGCGCUGUGCGUGCUGCUGACGCCGCCGCCGCCGCCAAUGCCGCGGGACGUGUUGAAUCGCGUGGCGAUGGCCUCGCUGCGGCUUCCGCCGCCAGCGCGCCCCUUCCUAAGCUGCCCGCAGCUGCGCUCGGGAACCUUGCGGCAGCCGCCAGCAGACGCGCUACCGUGCUGCGCAGCAGCUUUGACGCGGCAGGUGCUGCCACCAGCUCUAGCAGCGCACCAAUCCGGGACGGAAAGCCGCAGCAGGUGAGGGAGCAGGAGCUACUACAGCAGCCACCGCCGCCGCAACAGCCGAGGGGCCGAUGGCUGGUCACGUAUGUGGACAUGACCUGGGGCACCACUUGCCGCAUGUUCGCCGACGUUGUCAUUGUCGCAACUGGGGCGCCGCGGCUCUCAUUGACGCUGGCGGAAGCGGCCCAGCCUUCUGCCAGUAGUGGUGCCGGCGGCGGCGGUCGUGGUGGCGGUGGCGGUGGCAGCUCCAGCAACGUCUGGGACGCCCCGGCGGCACUGGCAGCAAGUGGCUCGGCAGAUGUUGCGUGCGGCGUGAACGCUAGGCCAGGGCCCGGGCUUGCGGCGGCAGCGGCGGGAGGCCGCAGCGCUAAUGGCACGAGCAGCAUCGCCGCCGCGGGCACUCAAGGCCAAUGCCAGCCGGCACGACAGGUGACCACGGACGACUUGCAGCGUGCUGCGAAGGUCACGGUCGUCGGCCAGGGCAUGGAUGCGCAUGACGCGGCAAGCGCGGCGGCGCUGUUGCGACAAGGUAAAGGCGUCUCCAUCCAGUUCGCAGACCUCGGCGACCAUUUGACAACGCCCACAUGCCGGCAGCAAGGGGAGGCCGGCGGUCCGCUGAGGAUGCAAGGCCAAGAGGACCUGCUGUCCUCCGCCCGGCGUCGCGCGCUGGCCGCCUCGCUGCAGCCGCACUACACCGCGCCGCAGCCCGGGCCGCUGGGCAAGGCGCUGCGGGCGCCCGCCAAGCGCCGCUUCUGGGCGCUCGUCAAGGACAAACUCACUUUGGGGCGCGGAGGUGGAGGCAGCAGCAGCAGCAGUGGCAGUAGCAGCGGUGGUGCGGGGGAGCACUUGGUGCUGUGGGCGCCCAGCCUGCAUGACCCCCGCUUCAUGCCGUUCCUGAGCGCACCGUUGCGGCAGGCAUUGCUGGGCGGAGCGGAUGGAGCCGAGGGGGCUGGCGACAUGGUUCUGUACCGUGGCAUGGUUCACCCGGACGUGCCUGGCCUGGCGUUCAUGGGGCUGGAGGCUCACGCCGGCAGUAGCCUGCUGCUGCUGGAGCUGCAGGCGCAGUGGCUGGCGGCUAACCUUGCUGGUCGGCUGGCGCUGCCGCCCGCCGCCGCCAUGCGCGCUGACGUGGCGGCCCAGCGUGUGUGGCGGUCCGGCGCGCUGGCGCACCCGCUCAUGUCGGUGGGCGGCUCGCUGGCGCGGAAGCACGAGCAGUGGGCGAUGCAGCAACUUCUUUCCGACCUUCACGACGUUGGCAUUACCUCCUACGGCGAGCCACCGGUACCCAGUCCCACCCGCGCCGCUGGAGGCAGCAGUAGCAAGAGCCUGGCAGGGUCCAGCCGCAAUUCGUCUCCGGCGGUACCUUCGUACUCGCGUCGGUCGAGCAGAGGUCGUGGCGUCGAGGGCCGCGGUGUCAUCACCUCCGCAUCCGCUGCCAGACGGCCUUCGGCAACCGCACCCAACGCUGCGAGCCCCGGUGAGCCGUCGGCUCCGAUCACAACGGAUGGGGAAGCAAUGAGCAGUGCCGAGGAAACAGCCGGUGGUGUGGCGCCUAACACCCCGGUGAAGGCGCCAUCCCGUGCCUCUGCGCACGUGUCAGCGGCUGCCAUAGUGCACGUAGCAGCGACGCCGGUUGCGGCCGCACCGCUACUGCAGCCCUCCCCGCUGGGUCCGCGGCGGACUCAGCGGCACAUGGCGGUCGUGGCCGAGGCCAUGGCGGCGGCGGCAGAGGCCUCCAAGUCCGCCGCUGCCGCUGUAGCAGCUGUCAUGGCGUCCAAAGCAGCGGCUACUGCCGCGACUGCUGCGCCCUCACGGCAGUCACCUGCAGUGCCUGCAGCUUUGGUUGCGAGUGGGUGGCCGCAGGGGCGCGUGGCGGCGGCGGCUGCGGCGCCCGCAUCGCCGCGAGCCUUCAUGUCCUUCCGUGUGGGUGCUCAGCCGCCGGUCAGGGAGCUGGCUCGGAAGUACCAUCAAACAGCACCGGGCGAGGCGGUAACGGGUGGUGGCCGCUACGGUGUCGGCGUGGACUCUGUGCUGAACUCCAGGGACUUGCUGCGGGUGGGCGCCGUGGCAGCACGCAACCGGAGGAGCCUGCUGCCUUCGCUGGGCUCGCCGCCGCCUGCUGCUGCCCGCUGCUCCUCCAAGCGUGCAUUGGGGUGGAGCCCAAGCUUCAGCCGCCUGAGCCACAACAGCAGGGACGAGGGCGAGGGCGGCUGCAGCAGCAGUGGCGGUGGCUUGGACGCUCGGGCUUCGGGCGGCUGGAGCAGUGGUGGCGGCAGCGGCAGGGGCGUGCAGAUUGGCAGAGGCAGCGGCGGUGGCAGCGGCGGCGCCGGGGCUGGAGCUGGCGGGUAUGUGGGGAUAGUGGGGGCCGUACAGCAGCGGCUGCGGCUGCAGGCGCUCAGAGCACCAGACGCGGAUACUGAUGGCGGCAUGAUGCACGCCUCUGGAGGCAGCAGCGGCGGCCAGCGUCAUCCAGGUGUGACUGCAGAUGUCGCACAUACCGGACUUGCUGCAAGCCCAGAUGGUGGUGCGAGCGCGUCAUCACAGUGCGGGCGGCUGGCCCCGUCCUCUGCGGUGUUCUUCCAUGCCACGCUGGGCUCGGCCGCCGCUGCUGCGCGCUCGUCACGCGACGCCGCCAGCAUCACGUCCGACUCGGGUGCGGGAGGCACUGCCGGCGACAGUCGAGAGUCACUGACGCCCAGCCUCGCGCUGCUGCCGUUGCCGCACGCGGCACCCCACGUGCCGCAUCGGCAGGGCCGGUCCCCUCCUCGCUCGCCGCGGCCGCCAUCGCGGCCAUCCUCGCCUCAGGCAGCAGACGAGCUGACGAGCCCAGAUGUGGCGCAGCUGUUGACGCCCCUCCAGCAGCCAGCUUCGUCGCAGCAGCAGCGGCAGGCAGCACUGGUAGCUUCCGGCAACACAGGAGAAGGCGGCGCAGCACUGGCGGCGACGGGAGCUGCUGACUACGCCAUGGCUGAUGAGCAAGCGGAGGGCAAGCUGCGUGCUGCUCGCGCUGACGGCUGUAGCGACACGCCUAGCCAGUCCACUGCACGCGCUACUGCUACUGCCUACCCGGCUGACGACCCCACCGUUGCCGCUCACUCGGCGCAAGCCGCAGCAGACGCCGCGGCGAGCUAUGCGCACGCGAUUGCGUCAGCGUCGCCGUUCUCCACCACUGCCGCGCCACCGUCGCCGCCGCGCACCUGGCACCACCAGUUCUUUAACCCGCGCCCGCGUGCAGCGGGGACCGUAGCCGCGGCGCAGCACCACCGUUUGCUGGCGCGAGUGGCGCCUGCCGCGGCAGAGGCGGGCGCAGCGGGGGGCUUGCUGGCGCAGGCUGCUGUUGAAGCGGCAGCGGCGGCUCGAUCGCCGCUGCCGGCGCCUCGCACAGUGAGUGUGUCUACCAUCAUCCGGGAGUUCCAGGGCCAACGGCUACAGCAGCAGCAACUGCGGCCCGAGGAGCAGCCGUUGCAGCGGCUGCUGAGCGAAUCCGCAGCAGAGCAGCAAUCUACGCCAGAGCUUCUUCCAAGCAUCAUGCUGGUGUCGCAGUCAUUGUGCGAUGCCCAUACGAGCCGGGAUGUGGCAGGCAGCUUGGAAUGUGUGAGGAUGGAGGGACCUCCGUCACAAGAAGGCUGCGCUGGGGCCAGCAGUGCAGCCGACGCAGCAGCCCCGCUUGCUGCUGCGGACACGCCUGCGGACGGUGGUGAUGCCGGAACGAUUCUAAUGCUGACGGCAGUCACGAGCGAGCCCGAGGCAGCAGCAGCUGCUGCCGCGGAGGGACUGCAGCAGCUGCUCAUCAGCAGUUGCAGCUUGGUCACAGCACCCUCCUUUACCAGCCUGCAGCGGCAGGAGUCGGCAGGUCCUGCCGAUUCUGCAGCUAUUGCUGGCAGCGUUGCAGCGGCUGCCUUGCGCCCAUCAGAGCGCGCCCCAGAGUGCACUGCUAUGGGGGUACAUGGCAGCAGCAAUGACAGCAGCGGGAACGGGAGUGCAGCCGCUGACGUGCAACUCCGGCCGCCACCGCCGCUUCAGCCUAACCCUGACACUGCUCCCCACCACCACCGGCCGCGCGGCGCCUCGGAGCCACUGCUCAAGCUGCCUGCGCUCCCGCCAGCACCCAUCUUGCCGGCGCCAGCGCGGCCCCCGCUGCCUCCUGCAGGUCAAGCAGCAGCACCGUCAGAAGGCACCUGCUCUGCAACCUCCUCCUCGCCCGCGACCACCACGCCAUUGCCUGCGCUUCCAGCCCCUUGGCUGUCACCCGGACACGCCUCAGCCUCGGCCAGCGGCGGCGCCAGUCCUACGUCGCCCUACUACGGCAUCGGCGUGAGCAGUGCCCGGGCCGGCCGGCGGUUGACAGCUGAACGGCAUCCUUUUGCGCGAGGGUCGUCUCCGGGCGGCGCCGCUGGCGGCUCUGAGCUGGAUGAUGGCGAAGGGCCGCUGAGCCCCAGAACCCGCCGCCGCCAGUUGGCAGGCCUAGACUCGCCAACGGUAAUCCAACUUCGCCAGCUGCUAGGACUGGGGCUAACGGACAGUACCGGGCCGCUGCCUCUGCUGCCUCUGCCCGAGGGCAGCAGCGGGAGAGCCCUGGGCGCGGGACGGCGGGGCCGCAGAGGUAGCGGCGUCGGUAGUGGGAUGGUGUCUCCCAACAGCAGCAGCCAGCGGAACCUGAUGCAGAUGGCAGAGCAGCAGCAGCAACAGCACGCGGUUGGAGGAAAGGGCGGCCCGCGGCGGCAGCUGUCCUCACCCACGCUGCAAGCGGCAUCGGCCAGUGGGAGUGGUUGCUCCUCGUCAGGCGGCGGGGCCAGCCCUGCGGUCGCUAUGAGUCGCAAAGCGGCAGCAGAAGCGGCGGUGUCGGCGGCGUCGACAAUCUCGGAGUCAGGCGCUGUGGCGGGUCUGGCCUUGCCGCAGGUUGCCUGUGAAGCGUCUGCCGCCUCUGCACCGCUGCCUUCCGUGGCCGCCGCAGCGGCUGCGGCUGCCUGCCCGUCUGACCUCCUGCGCCUCGGCGCUCCAAACGCCGAGGCCAGCGACGACGGCUGCGGUGUGUGGACCCACCGCUUGAGCGAUUGCCACAUAGAUGGUGGCGCGGACAGCGGCUCCAGCUCCGGUGCGCCGCUGAGGCUAGGCGUCGGCACCGGGGAUGUUGCUGCUGCUGCCGCUGCUGCUGCCGCUGCUGCUGCCGCUGCUGCUGCCGCUACUGCUGCCGCUACUGCCGGGGCAACGGACAGUAGCAGGAGCGCCCCUGCCAUGGGCACGCCAGUUGAGGACACGCCCCAGGUUCCUAUGGCAUCUAGUGGAUCUGCAGCGACUGGCGCAAGCACAGUCGCAGAGGCCGCGGCCGCCGAGGCCGGGGCCCAAGCGGCAGUGGCGGCUGCUUUCACGCCCCCAACAUCAGCCCCUUCUGGCGCAGCUGCCGCGACUGCGGCGGGUGGCGCGGCGGAGGCUGGGACCAAGUCUGCGGCAUCGUCGCUGGAGGUCUCGCUGCGGACGCUGGUUGUCAACCAGCACCGGAAGGACGCACUGCAUGAGACGCCGCCGCCGCAGUCCGCUGCUUCAGGCGCACCGCUGUCCACACCGCCGCCGCCGUUGCCUUCAACGGUACCGCCUGGCUCUGAAGCUGCCAUGGAUCCAGAGGCUGGGUCUAAAGCUGACAGCAGGACUGGCGCUCCGGCCGUACUGGCAUUGGCUGAGCCGGCUUUGUGCCGGCCGGUGACCCUGCCGCUGCCUGUAGCACUGCGCCUGCCGGGCCUCACGUCUACGCCUCACCUCAGCACUACUGCUCAGGACGGCACACCACCACGCGGCGGUAGCAGUAGCGCCGCCGGCAGUAGCGCAGGAGGCGGCAGCAGCAGCGUAGCCUGGCCUGUUGUCGGCCAUCCCGCUCCAAGUGCGCUCGCGGGUGCGGCGGUUGCGAAGGAGGCCAGUGCCACUGCUGCCCCAACCGCCGCGUCAGCGUCACAGCCGGGGCCUCCAACUAGCACUGCUCGGUCGCAAUCCGUGGCCGGAAGCGCUGUGCACGUCCCUUCCCCGUUCGCAACUAUGGCUGCACCGCCUGCCUUCAGCCCCCACAGCUGGCAGCCGCUGCGGGCCCAGAAGUCUCUACCCUCACAGCUGACGGAGCUGACGGAGCUGAUGGGGCCGCAGCAGCCUUCGCCACACGGUGCGCAGAACAGAUGGCAGGUCAGGACGGCGCAGAGCUGUGGCAGCAGUGGGAUGCGUGCGGGCGGCGUCAGAGGCGCGGCAAUAGCACCCGUAGAUGGAGCGGCAGGGCCACGCGGCACCAUUUCACGGCCGCGCGGCUUUGCGCGGAGCAGCGGCGGCGUCCGUUCACAUGGCAGCAGCAGCGGCGGUAGCUCACGCGGCAGCAGCAGGAAAGCGCUGCUUGGGAGCGUUCCGGCAGAGGGCGCGGCGGUUGCAGGAGUUGUGGGGGAGGCGCGAGCCUCCAUCGCGCGUGCGAUGGCUGCGACAGCCAUCUUCACUUCCUCUCGGCGCAUCCUGUCCGUGCCAGAAGGUUGCCAGUUCGAAGCUGCAGCUGCCGACAGCUCCAUACGCCACGGAAGCAACAGCGCUACCGCGCCACUGCCUGUGUUUGGCAGACGCAGUCUUGCGGCAUUCCAGCGCCGCAGCUCGAGUGGCGUAGACAGCGUGGGCAGCGCCGGCGGCGGGAGUAGCAGCUGUGCGCAACUGCUCCCACCGCAAUGGAGCAGUUCCAUUGCCGGGCGGUCGUCGUGGGCCGGCGCUGCCGGUAGCAGCACCGCAACUGCCACGGCGCAGGCAUCGCAGGGGACUAGCAGGAGCAACGCCGGUUGCCACGGCGACAGGUCUGUGCCGAUGAGGCGCCAGCAGCUUUCGCUUUCCAGCCUGCUUGCUGCUGCUGGGUUCGGCAAGGCGGCUAGCCAAGCCAAGCAGCAGCCCUUGCGCGGCCUGUCCGGCUGCAGUAGCGCUGAGGCCACCAGUGCUGGCUACGUCGGCAACCGGCCCCGAGCCGCCAACCCCAGCGAGCCCCUUGCCAGCGCCCCACCUCUGCAGCCGAAGCCCAGCACUGCGACAGCGCUGCGGCGCACCACCAGCGGCCCCCUGCUCCUGCGCGACGCAGUUGCAGCGCUGCACGGCUCGCCGCAGCCCCCAGUGCCCGGCGGGCUGCCGCCCAAGGCUGCCAGUGCCGGGCCCGCUGCUCCUGCGGCUGGGCGCUCAGGCGUGCCUUACAGGGAUGCCGGCUUGGAGGUGGCGCUGGCCGUGGCACGGGGCUGCGAGGCGUGGCUACCAGACCAUGUGCGACGCCCUCCUGCUGGCCCUGCUUUGCAUGCGGGCUCAGGCGAGUGUGCAGUGUCGGUGUCUGCAUCCGGAGCCGCCUCUGCAGUCGUGCAGGAGAGCUCCGCACAACCGGCGCCAGCGCUUACCGCAUCCACCGCGCUAGCCGUGCCCCGGCCAGCCGCGGCAACACCUGCAGUAGCUCCAGAAGCAGCAGGUGCAACCAUCGCCCUGCCAGUGCAACCAUUACAGGCCUGGGGCGGGGCCACCAGCAUCAGCAUCCGCAGCACGAGCCUGCUGCACAACUCCAGCACUGCAUCUGGCCUGAGCCCGACCGCUGCGGGAGCCUCGGGCACCACCAUUUCAUGGCCUCGCUUCCUCGCGCCAACGCCCACAGGCCCCGCCAGAGCCACGCCACCCUUUGCAGCCUCCGCUGCUACAGCCUUCACACCACCUGCUUCAGCCACUCCCAGGAGCUGCAGCCCGCGCUCAGCGUUCUGCCUGCCUGGGGAUCUCCGGGGCUUCCACUCGGACGUGCUUCCCCUUCACCCAGACAGCAAUCCCGCUAGCGCAUCUCAACCCCACCGCCAGCAAUCGGAGCUUGGCCUGCCAGCCACGGUGCUUACGCCCAGUGGCGCGCCAGCCUUUUGCAUACGGUUGCAGCAGCGAGGCCCGCGCGGCAGUAGCAGAAUGGGUGAGAUGCUACUGCCGAUCUCUGCCCCCGUGGAGCUGGGCGCGGACAUGUUUGGCGAGGUAGACACGGCGGCGGGCACAGUCUGCGUGCCUGAGGACGCGCGCAACGCGGCUUUGCUGCUGGACUCAAUGCUGUUCGGCAUGAGCGGGCGUGAUGAGAAGGCUGCUACCGCGGAUGGCCGAAGUCCCCGUGGCCUCGGCGGUCCGCACCGCAGUGCAGGUGUCGGUGGCCAGCCGACGCACGGCAUGGUGCGCGAACAGCAGCAGCUUCGACCUGGUGGCGCCGUGGGUGCCGCGGUGGCUGUGCGUGCCAAGGGAUUGAAUCUGACAUCCGCUCCAGGUGAACAGCGGGAAGCAGUGGCCCUGUCAGAUUCGGCAGGCGGUGGCAGCAACACGACUGCCGCUGAAGACACCGCCUCAGCCACGGUCACAGCCGCAACCGCACUGGCGGCGGCCAGGCAGAGCAUAGAUGUAGCAGCGGCGCCAGGUGGGGAGGUCGACACAGACCCUUGCCUCUUUAUUACCCUAAUGCUCAUGAGCCGUGGCGGCCCUGGCAGCAACGCGGACGCGAGCGACACAGCAGUCGGGGACUCGGCAUCCGCUCUGGGGGGCGUGCUAGGCACCGUCAAUGGCGGUGGUGGCGGCACGGCUGCAACCGUGGGCCCUGCAUCCCAUCUGCUGUCCUCAGCCGCGGCCAGCUCCUUCGACUUCACAGCUGCGGCUGCUGUGGCGGUGGCGGCGGCAGCGGCUGCUGCGGCGGCGGCAAGGCCGCCCGCGCGCACAGGCGCCAGUAAAUGGCGGCCUGCAGCGGGCCUAGCGGCGCCGUCGGAAGUGGACGAACAUCAGCCCCGGGACUUUGCCUUGAGCUCAGGGAUGGCACCACCUACGCAGAACCUGCAAACUGCACCAUCGACGCCGGCAUUCUUGAAGAGCGCAAGCGCCCGAACAGAAGCGAGGCUGGGGGAGAGGGACGAGAAUGCAAGUGGCAAGGCUGUCAUUCAGCCCGCCAUCGUGCUGCCGAUGGGCACGCAGUUGGGCAUGGCUUCGCGACGAGCAGCAUCGGGGCCGGGAACGUAUCCGGUGUUGCUGAGCGCGCACGCGCCAUCGCGGGCUGCAGGAGGCGGAGCCGCAGCAGGCGGGGCGGCAACGCUGCAGGCCGCCGAUGGGCAGCAGGCGCGGCAACCAGGAUCCGGGCAGGAGCCUGCAGCUGCUUCAGCCCAGCUUGGCGUUCCAUCCGCUCAGCAGGUGCUGGCGCAGGGGCACCGGCAGAUGUCUGUGAGGCCCUCGCUGCCGGAAGCUGAGCGGUGCGUGGAGCCGCCACCGUUGCCGCUAUCGCCACGAAGUGAAUGCGGUGAAAUUCUGCGCGCUGGGGGCGCAACUGCUGCCGACCCGCCGCCAAAGAAAGGGCGUAUGUGGUCUCUUUUCAGCGCGUUGCGCCGGCAUACCCAACGAAAGUAGGACUGGCAAGAAUGCAUUGUUGUCUGCUAUGCAUGCGUGGAGUGUAUGCGUCAGCGCAUAUGUGUCAACCGGUUAUGUGUUGCUGAUCGUUCGUUUGGGCAAAACGACAAUGCGCGCCGUAGUGGGUAAAAAAGUAUGAAAGGGCCCAGAUCCAUGUCAAGAAAUGCUCGUCAGGCCAUUGCCGUGUGCGGGAUAAGGUUGGGAGGGUGGACGUGUAUGUGAAUCUAGCUAGUCUACUUUUAUUGGCCGGUCAUAUGUUACGGCUGGUAGUCAGGUUGCAGGAGUGGUCAUCUGAGAGGCUUUGUUUUUGUUGUCGGGGCUUCGCACUUUCUGAAUGACAUGUGGGAAUGCAUGCGUUGGGCCGCCGAUGCCAGAUGUGCAUGUCCUUGGCUUAAGCCAGGAAACGUACACGGCCGGUGUGUAUGCGAAGAAGAUGAAGGGUUUCGGUGUAUUGGUGAGUGGUGCAUGGCAGGCCUAGUGGCGUGACCGUGUGCAGCUGCGAUGGAGCAGGACCCAGUCAUGGAGGUACUGGUCGAAUGAAGUACCGUGCGGUACGCUUGCAGUGAUGUUGUGUAGAGAUUUGCGUUGCGUCAAGGAGUACAGACACCGCGGCCGUUUCAUCUU